AUGAUAAUUCGCACUGCUUUCUUGAUUGAUGUGGCCCCCUAAGGCUUUUCUCAGUGUUAAGCUUCCAGAUGGCUAACUUUAAUUAAUUUUUUCCAAUAAUCACCAAAAGCUAACAGUCGUAUCAAAACAUACAUUUGUUCGAACACAAGGACGCUCGUUAUGCGAAUAAGGCAGUCUUUUGUUCAAGCCAGGUCACCAAAACAGCUUUAAAACUGAACUUCUUAGGUAACUCGAAAAUGUCGGCAAACGUAAGUACAGCCAUAAAUAACACCCAGCUUACAAACUGCUUUGCAAAGCAGUUUAAAGGUGCACGGAGAAUAGGAUACACCUUUGCUUACUGUCUCAUAUUUGUCGUUUCUGUGGUUGGGAAUAUAUUCCUCGGAGUGGUUGUUUACAAAACGAAAACCAUGAGGAAACCCAUCAACCUUUUAAUUGUGAACAUGGCCAUGUUUGAUCUUCUGUAUCCGCUGCUUCUAUUUUCUUGGGUGAUAACACAAAUGCAAACCAACUCUUGGCUAAUCAGUGGUUCUUUUGGUGAAGUUUUGUGUAAACUGGUGAUCUUUUUACCGGAAGUUUCCAAUGCUGUGUCUAUUCAGAGCCUGGUCCUAAUAGCAGUGGAUCGAUUUGGAGCUGUUGUUUUUCCCCUUCGCUCUCCGGUCAUCAGUUCGAGGCGGUGCCCCUUCUUUAUCCUCGCCACUUGGAUCUUCGCUGUCGCCAUUCAGUCGCCAUUUUCUAUUGCUCCUGGACUUGUUCAGCUUCCCUCAGCAAGUCUUAUGUGUUUGUAUCGUUGGGAAAAAGAAUUCGGAGAUGCCUCCUUCCUUAUAUAUUAUGGCCUUAGUAAUAUCGUAAUACUCUAUUAUGUUCCAAUGGUGUUGAUCAUCGUUCUUUACACGAUCAUCGUUCUCAAGCUCAAAACACAGAUCGUCCCGGGCUGUGCAACAUCAGUCAACGCUGAGCAACAACGUUUGAAAAGGGAGCGAAACGUGUUGAAAAUGGCCAUCGCCAUCGUGUCUAUGUUUGUGGUAUGUUUUCUACCCUUGACUAUCCACCAUUUUCUGGUCCUCUUCUCAGCAGAUGUGGUCAUGCUGCAUUCUUGUCGCUACGCACAGUUUGUGCGGUUCUCUUAUUUUUUGGCUCGCUCGAACUGUGCUAUAAAUCCUUGCAUCUGUUUUACUUUCAGUGGGAAUUAUCGCCAGGGUCUUAAGAAUAUCCUCAGCUGCUUUUCUUGUGGUACUAGGGCUGAUCAAGACGAACAACCUGCUGAUGUAGAAUUGAGGCCGGUAGUAUAGUGUGACAUUCUGAUAGACAAUGAAGCGAAGGAAAAAUAACAGAAGAACAAAGAACGAAGAACAAAGAACAGAAGAAGAAGAGACGUGGUACCAUUGAUAAAACUAAACUUCUGAAGAUAUCCCAGCAUUCAUACGUGCACAAAUUUUUUUCUUACGCUGAAAUCCUUAGUUUUUGGGUUUGAGGCUUGAGUGUCCCACGAAGAUGUUGUUAAGAAAACCGUCUCCUUAUAUAUGUAGAAGUGACGUCUUACCUACAGACAAUAGUUUUAUGGGCUAUUGUCUUUACAAGUACAGCACAGGAACGCGCAAAAUGAAACGAUUAUGGUUAGUUGUUUGUUGGAAAAAGCAAAGCCCCAUCAAGGGUGAGAUAAGUCCGUGGCCAUUUUUCCCUGAUGCAGCCUGUGGGUGGAAAAGGGUGGGCAAAUGACAAAGUGGAGUUCUCAGGUUGAAAGCGAACUAAAAGUGAUAUUACGGAAUAAGAAAAGAGUGCACGUAAUCUGGACAACGUUAAUGAGUAUCUAACGGUACUUCGUACUAUACUAUCAUUGGACGAUAUCCAAUAGCUCACAACCGAUUUCCUGAAUUCUGAUUAACUGUAUUUUCUAUUGUACGUUAUUUCAACAUGGCGUCCCUUUCGGCACUGACAACGUACAGUUGUAAAAACUGU
Molecule: messenger RNA, 1956 nt
Organism: Stylophora pistillata
Lineage: Eukaryota; Metazoa; Cnidaria; Anthozoa; Scleractinia; Pocilloporidae
Product: neuropeptide SIFamide receptor-like
Biological process (GO): G protein-coupled receptor signaling pathway
Cellular component (GO): membrane
Molecular function (GO): G protein-coupled receptor activity
Source: RefSeq, a predicted model, not a curated record